GGGUGCUACACACGUCAAUCAGUUGCCUAACGUUGUGCUGCUCUCCAGUCAGCCAGCUAGCUUCUCUUGUUAGCUGUUUAUGAAGCUGUGUGUUAAAGGCAGGUUUUUAAAGUGUUCUCCGUUUGGUUGAUGUGGAUUUGAAGACGUGUUUAACACAUUAAACGACCCGUGGCCUUGUUGUGUAUCCAAAUAAACCAGUCUCCAGGAGGAGGAAUGAACCAUAAGAGUAAGAAGAGGAUUAAAGAGGCGAAACGGAGCGCCAGACCCGAGCUGAAGGACUCUUUAGACUGGAUCAAACACGGUUAUCAUGAGAGUUUCGACGUGUCCCACAGCACCGUGAAGGACAAUGUUGAGCGCGUGGACAGCCUCCACAUCUCCCCUGAAGAGUUCAUCCAGCACUUUGAGCGACCCUACAAACCCGUCGUCCUGCAGAGCUGUCAGGACGACUGGCCCGCCCGAGAAAAAUGGACAAUGGAGCGCCUCAAACGCAAAUACCGCAACCAGAAGUUCAAGUGUGGGGAGGACAACGACGGGUACUCCGUGAAGAUGAAGAUGAAGUACUAUGUGGAGUACCUGGAGAGCACCAAGGACGACAGCCCGCUCUACAUCUUUGACAGCAGCUACGGCGAACACGCCAAGCGUCGGAAGCUCCUGGAGGACUACCAGGUGCCCGUCUUCUUCAAGGACGACCUGUUCCAGUUUGCAGGAGAGAAGCGCAGACCGCCGUACAGGUGGUUCGUAAUGGGCCCGGCUCGCUCCGGCACGGGUAUCCACAUCGACCCGCUGGGCACCAGUGCCUGGAACGCCCUGGUUCAAGGACACAAGAGGUGGUGUCUGUUCCCCACCAACACUCCUCGUGAGCUCAUCAAGGUGACCAGAGACGACGGGGGCAACCAGCAGGACGAGGCCGUCACCUGGUUCAAAGUGGUUUACCCCCGAACACAGCAGCCUAACUGGCCUCCGGAGUUCAAGCCGCUGGAGAUCCUCCAAAGACCCGGGGAGACCGUGUUUGUGCCUGGUGGAUGGUGGCACGUGGUCCUCAACCUGGACACGACAAUCGCAGUCACUCAGAACUUUGCCAGCACCACUAACUUCCCCAUCGUCUGGCACAAGACCGUCCGAGGACGACCCAAACUCUCCAGGAAGUGGUAUCGUGUUUUAAAGACAGAGAGACCCGACCUGGCCGUCCUCGCAGACAAAGUGGACCUGCAGGAGUCCACGGGCAUCGCUUCAGACAGCUCCAGUGACUCAUCGUCAUCGUCCUCCUCCAGCUCCUCGGACUCAGACUCUAAUGCCGAGUCGGGCUCCGAGGGAGACGCCAUGACCCACCGCCGGAAGAAGAGGCGGACCUGCGGGAUGACGGCGAACGGCGACACCAGCGGUCAGGACGACUGCGUGAGCAAGGAGAGGAGCUCGUCACGGUGACCUCCCGCCUCCGCGCUGCCUCCACCACCGGGCUCCAGCGGUGACUCCUCCACUAACAAACACACAAACAGCUGCUCCUAGUCCAGGUCAGGUAGAAGGCCGAGUUCCUGAAUCAGAGACAAUAUGGCCGCCGCUGCUCAGAGGAGAGGUGUGUUGGAAGUAGGAGGACCUGCUGGAGAGCUGCCACCACUGUGCUUUCAAUAUGAAUCUGUAUGUUUGUCUCUGUGGGCCGUGUAAUGUGAGGAAACAUGAAGAGAGAUUAUGAUCAGUAUCAAACUGGGGGAGGGGAGAGGGUCUGGGAGGGAGAGGGUCUGGGAGGGAGAGGGUCUGGGAGGGGAGAGGGUCUGGGAGGGAGAGGGUCUGGGAGGGGAGAGGGUCUGGGAGGGGAGAGGGUCUGGGAGGGAGAGGGUCUGGGAGGGAGAGGGUCUGGGAGGGGAGAGGAUCUGUGAGCUCCUUGUUGUGGUCUGUGAAAGUCUGUCUUUUGUGUGUUUGGUGAGAAUCAGAGGGCUCAGAGUGUCUUUGGAGGUCAGGACGCGUUCAGCCACCAGAGGAGUUCACACAGAACCAUCCUGCUUUUAUUAUUCUAUCGUAUCCUUCAAAUCUUAGAAACAUAAGUGCUUCUUUUUUUAACCCGAACCGCCAAAUAUCUGCACACUUUAACGAUACGAACCCCUUGUGCCUGUAGAUCCACAGGCAGCACUGGCCUGUGGAGGUCUGACCACACCAGACCGGGUCACAGCAAGCCGUCCAAGUAUACGUCAAAGAAUUCAGAACCAGUGUUCCAACGAGGGAGUGUCCAAAGUAGACUAAAGGGAAGAAAACUCUCAGUCAAAAUAAAACCACUUAAUCAACACGUGUAAAUACAGGAUCACAGUCUGUGUCUAAAGUUAGCAGAGCUAGCACCACCAGCCUUCAGUCCUGCUUGCAGGUUAGCGUCCACUAACACAGACUCGAGUGCUCUGACCUAAAACAGGAACUUCUGGUGUGAUCAGAUCUCCUGGUUCAAAAGAUCCAGACUUGCCUUGCCCAGAUAAGUUCUUAACACUUCCUUCCAGUCUGACCCGGCUUUAAGACCUGACUGAGUCCUCCAUCACAGUAAACUCUCUGGUGGCUCGUCCCUUUAGAGUCAUUGAACGUGGUCUUAUCUCUUCUCCUACCUGCCUUGGUGAUCGAUGGCGUCUCAUGCUGGAGUCUAGGCGUCCCUUUAGCCUGCCUUACUGUCAGUGUCAUGUCAGAGUGUGUGUCUGCUGUAGGUGUGUGUGACGUUAAAGAGUCUCUCUCUGUGCUGUGGAUGACGUGACGUGCCCCUGAGGUGCAGCAGGCUCAACACAGUCAUGUUGAGUUAGUGCUUCAGUUAGAACGCCUGACAGCAGAGGGCGCUGUGUUCACCAGGGUGCCCUGAACAGGCAUUAUUGAGAGUCUCCAGGUUGUGCAGCAUGAGAUCUUUAUUAUUUUCCUCUUUCUUUAAAGCUUGUUGGAGUUAUUAAUCACUGAUACAGAUCCUACAAGUCAGUCAAAUACACUAAAACUAACAAAUACUUGCUUCAAUGAUUAAUCUGCUGAUUUGAGCCGAACAUCUUCACCAACAGCGCUUCAAACUUUCAGAGAUUCUCUAAAGAAAUCGAUCAAAUCAUCUCUCCUGCUCCUCUUUAAAUGUGACUGUUUAUUGUUUUAGUCUUCUGUCACAGUUUCCUGGAUCUAAGUUUGGGUCUGUUGGUCGAACACGACAAGAAAUCCAACGACGUCAUCCCAGAUAUUUAAAGAACAGACGUUAUCGUACGGCUGUGGAUUGUUUCAGAUACUUUAAAACCACAGACUAUAAAUAACAGACGUAGUCUCCGUGACGUCACCCGCCUGUUCCUGAGCGCUGUUUGGAAGCCCAUCGGUGGCGGCAGCCAUGUUGGAAAUGCUGAACUCAACCAGGCAGAGUGUGACGUAAAGGGGCGGAGUUUGAGCCUCCUAGCCAACAGCUAUGUGUUCCCGCCCGGGAGUCACGUCAGUCAUGUCCUUAUUUGGGCAAAAACUCCUAAUCUUAAAUUAGCGACGUAGACCGAAGUCGUCUUUUUUUGAACCCGGCUGUAAACGUGUUUAUUUCUGCUGUAAAGAUCGGCUCUUUGAAUGGGUGUGUAUGUGGUUUCAGUGUUUCUGCAGCCAGCCUCUAGUGGACGCUCAAAGAACUGCAGUUUCUAACACUUCUGCACAGGCUUCAUAUUUGGAGACCAGAGGUUGCCGCUUGUUUGAAACCAAGCAGUCAUGAUUUGGAAACAUAUGCACACGUAUCAAGAAGUCAAGAAGGGAAUUAAAAAGGAAACAAUACCAGGUGUUUGAACUUCAGUAUCACACCAGUAAGAAUCAAACAGUUAAUAAUGAUAAUAAUAAUAUACAAUCAAUUUAAAACCCUUCCUCUGAUUGGUCAUAAUCCACAGGAAGUGUGUGGUUGUGUUUGUUUGAAUAGAGUCAUGUUUACUCUCCAUGUUUUCAUUCUAAUGUGCAUCAAUCAUCGUACAUCAUGACUAGUUGAAAUCAUUCAGGGCCAAGCUGGCUUCAAUGUCUCUCUCCUUUACUUUGCAGCAGACAUAAAACGCCGUACGUGAUGGAAGAACUACGUGUUAAUUGCCGGUUUGUGAAUGAGGAGAGUUAGCGGUGUAGCGUCUGUGACUGAGGGCAGAGCAGAGAGACACACAGCAGGUAUAUAGAAGAGUGACUUCAGCAGCAAACAAAUAGAAUCUCGCAUUUUUCUGCACGUUUAUUUGAAGUGUUGAUUCGUACGUUUGGAGCGUGACCGCUGUGAAAAAUCAAAACAACGCCUUAUAUUUUAUUUUUACGUUUUCUUCACUGACGCUCUCUUCUCUUCUCCUCUCUUCUCUUCUCUUCUCUUCUCUUCUCUUCUCUUCUCUUCUCUUCUCUUCUCUCCUCUCCUCUCCUCUCCUCUCCUCUCCUCUCCUCUCCUCUCCUCUCCUCUCCUCUCCUCUCCUCUCCUCUCCUCUCCUCUUCUCUUCUCUUCUCUUCUCUUUUGUUUUGAUGCCAAUCAACCACCGCUGCUCGCUCGCUCUCUUCUGUCUGUUUGUGGGAGCUUCAGGGUUGAAAAUAUUUGUGUAGAUCUGAACUCCUUGAUUCUUUUAGAUUCUGUCCAAAGUAUGAAUAAUAAGUAUUGUAUUGUUUUCAGGCUUGUGGUUUUGAAAGGGAUCAAAUAUCUGUAAACACUGAAUCAGAAAGAGUCCGUGUCAAGUGUCCAGGUCCUGACACUAAACCUAGAGUAUUUGUGUUUACUGAAAUCCACUUUGUAAACAAGUUAUCUUCUUUUAUUUCAUGUAACAGAAUCCGUCUUGUUCGGUCUGACCAACAGUUCAAAGCUCAGAGACGUAGUGACUGUGACAGAAAACAGAACAUCUGCACUUUUAAAACUAUGAAUUAUUAAUCGUCAGGCCGUCUGAUUGAUCUCCUGUCUCGGCUCGGCGCUCCAGUCCAAGUUUGUGUAGUCUCUGUGGAUCUUUAAUCCUUUCAAAUAAUCAGCUGUGAAGUCGUGCAGAAGGCAAACGUUGGUGCCGCUCAUGAGAAUCUGUUGCUUUAGACUUAAAGUGCCUAUAAAGAAGUGAGGUGUGUUAGCCUGUCUGUCUGUCUGUCUGUCUGUCUGUCUGUCUGUCUGUCUGUCUGUCUGUCUGUCUGUCUGUCUGUCUGUCUGUCUGUCUGUCUGUCUGUCUGUCUGUCUGUCUGUCUGUCUGUCUGCCUGCCUGCCUGUCUGUCUGUCUCUCUGUCUGUCUGUCUGCCUGUCUGUCUGUCUGUCUGUCUGUUUGAGUGUCUGUUUGAGUGUCUGUGUUUGUAUCUGAUAUCUAAGGCACGAUGUCGGUCUGUGAGGUCGGUCACAUGGUGCCUUCCGUCUCUGUUAGAGUUAGAGGACGGAUGCUGAUGCUGGUCCUCGUCUCCGUGUGGGACGUUGAUUUGAGGAGAGGAGACUCUUCGUUUUGUUUCUCAAUAAAAUCUUUUCUAUGACUCAAA
Messenger RNA from Notolabrus celidotus (New Zealand spotty), 5421 nucleotides. RefSeq names its product jumonji domain containing 6, arginine demethylase and lysine hydroxylase (gene jmjd6). Bases 214 to 1425 code for a protein of 403 amino acids. The transcript has 7 exons. Gene Ontology annotation, cellular component: cytoplasm; nucleus. The record is from RefSeq and is a predicted model, not a curated record. Lineage: Eukaryota; Metazoa; Chordata; Actinopteri; Labriformes; Labridae. Gene Ontology annotation, biological process: phagocytosis. Gene Ontology annotation, molecular function: P-TEFb complex binding; histone H4R3 demethylase activity.